Molecule: messenger RNA, 4555 nt
Organism: Centropristis striata (black sea bass)
Lineage: Eukaryota; Metazoa; Chordata; Actinopteri; Perciformes; Serranidae
Product: ankyrin repeat domain-containing protein 13C
Exons: 13
Coding region: 309-1886 (525 amino acids)
Cellular component (GO): cytoplasm
Molecular function (GO): protein binding
Source: RefSeq, a predicted model, not a curated record
CCGAAUCUUCCGUACUAGUCAACUGGAGCCGCUUAUGUUGUGCAGCAACCAGCGACAGUUUUGAACGACAGGAGGCGAGAGAAGUGUUUGUUUUCAUAGUAAACCGGUGAACGGAAGCUGCUACUUGUUCGUUUUCGAACAAACUGUCGUUUUUGGCCGUCCUGGUGGGUGGAUUAAGUGUGUUUUCAUGUUGUGCAGUUUACAGUGUUUGCGUGAAGACUUCCAACUGGCGAGUGGCAUCAGUCCGCCCGGAGGGUCAUCGUCAGCGGCGACACCCUCUGCUCCGUGACCGCCACACUGGUUAGAAGAUGACCGGAGAGAAGAUCCGCUCCCUGCGCAAGGACCACAGGCCGAGCAAGGACGAGGAUUUACUGGAGCCGGACGAGGAGGCUGCCACCGGGACGUUCACCGCCUCCAAGACGAACAACAAGAGCAGAGCGAGUAAAAUCUUCAGCAAUCACAAGUUAAUCAAGUCUUCAUCCACGCAGCAGCAGCAGCAGCACCAACAGUCGCAGAUUAACGCCAACACCAACACACUGUCAACACCCGAUGUUAUCGAUGACAACAACAAAAACCCCAUCAUCCCAACCGGGCAGGACUUCCCGGUGCAUGAAUGUGUGUUUAAAGGAGAUGUCCGACGCCUGUCUUCACUCAUACGGACGCAGAAUAUCGCCCAGAAAGACAUCCAUGGAAACACACCGUUACAUCUCGCUGUCAUGAUGGGGCACAAAGAGUGUGCCCACCUGCUUCUGGCCCACAAUGCACCAGUGAAGGUGAAGAAUGCUCAGGGAUGGAGCCCCCUUGCCGAGGCCAUCAGCUACGGAGACCGACAAAUGAUCACAGCGCUGCUGAGGAAGUUGAAGCAACAGUCCAGGGAGACGGUGGAGGACAAGAGGCCCAAGCUGCUGAAAGCCCUGAAAGAACUUGGAGACUUUUACUUGGAGCUUCACUGGGACUUCCAAAGUUGGGUGCCUUUGCUCUCCAGAAUCCUGCCUUCAGACGCCUGUAAGAUCUACAAGCAGGGCCUCAACAUCAGAUUGGACACGACCCUGAUUGACUUCACAGACAUGAAGUGUCAGCGCGGGGACCUCAGUUUCAUCUUCAACGGCAACGCCAUCCCCUCCGAGUCUUUUGUUGUGCUCGACAACGAACAGAAAGUCUACCAGCGGAUACACCACGAGGAGUCGGAGAUGGAGACGGAGGAGGAAGUGGACAUUCUGAUGAGCAGCGACGUGUACUCGGCCACUCUCUCCACCAAGUCCAUCACCUUCUCCAGAGCACAGACCGGCUGGCUGUUCAGAGAGGACAAGACGGAGCGCGUGGGAAACUUUCUGGCAGAUUUCUACUCUGUGAACGGCCUGGUGCUGGAGUCCAGGAAGAGACGGGAGCAUCUGAGCGAGGAGGACAUCUUGAGGAACAAAGCCAUCAUGGAGAGCCUCAGCAAAGGAGGGAAUCUCAUCGAGCAGAACUUUGAGCCGACGAGGAGGCAAUCUCUAACUGCCCCUUCACCCAACACUAUAUCCUGGGAGGAAUACAUUACUGCUGACAACGGAAAAGCUCCUCAUCUGGGAAGAGAGCUGGUCUGCAAAGAGAGCAAGAAAAACUUCAAAGCCACGAUAGCCAUGAGUCAAGACUUCCCUCUGGGCAUCGAAUCGUUACUGAAUGUCCUCGAGGUGAUCGCACCCUUCAAGCACUUUAAUAAACUCAGGGAGUUUGUUCAGAUGAAGCUCCCCCCUGGCUUUCCUGUCAAACUAGACAUCCCUGUCUUUCCUACGAUCACAGCCACUGUGACCUUUCAGGAGUUUCGCUACGAUGAGUUUGAUCAGUCCAUUUUUACCAUUCCCAACGACUAUAAAGAAGACCCAAGCCGCUUCCCUGACCUUUAACCUCUCAAGCCGGAAACAAACAUACAACAUUAUGCUACAAAACAUACUUUUUGAAUUACAAACUGAAAAAUGGAGAGAAGAGAACAGCAGAUUUCCAUCGUCCAUCCCAACCCUGAACACAAACUGCAACAAGACGACCACAGUUUGACACACAGGACUUUAAACGGCGUCAUCAAAGCUGGUGGAGGCCCACUGUGGCAGAGAGGUCCACGUCUCCUCUCGUGAAGUGUUUUGAAGCUCAGUGUUGCAGGUUUUUACUCUCACCUUCAGAUCUGGUUUAAUUGAUCAGCCGAGGCAAGAAGUGUAACUAACUCUGUCUCGUCAGUGAGAGGGCAUUGAAGUUUAAAAGAGUGUCAGCAGAGCGGGUGAGUUUUACUGUAUUUGGGGUAUAAGUAGAAGACAGACGACCAGUUCAGUUGAUGCUAUGUAUUUAAGUAUGUAAGUAAUGUUUAUAAAGGGAAUGUGUUUAACUGACCUGUAGUACAGCACUGAUAUUACUGUGUGAGAUGUUGAGGAGGAAUUUCACAAAAAAUACAUUUUAACUUUUUUUCUGCCUGAGCAGACUUUUUAAGAUUUGUGAUAGUAGAUCUGAGAUCAAUGAGACCUAAAAUUGUAUCGAAUCUAAUGCACACCUGUUGUACAGGUGAAUGAUGAGUGAGAAUAAGAACUUUACACUCUCCCCCUUCUUCUAAAGUGUUCAUAUUCACAACACUGAAAAUCAGUUUGGAAAAUGCUGUCUAAUGGCAUCUAUCGAUUUUUGCAGAAUUUUGUAAAGGGAGAGUUUGGAUUUUUUUUUCAAGUGGAGUUGAAUGAGGUACUUGAGUUCAGUGUGCUCCCUGUUUGGAGUAGUAGUCAGGACAUGGAAGUUAUGCAUGAUACUGCUGUGGACAGAGCAGCAGCCACUUAAAAAUAUCAAUAUCAGUUUAUUUAGAAUAUUUUCAAUGCUAGUAGCUACUCUCAAAGCCACCAGACUAAUUUGAUAAAAACAGUGAUUUUACCUGGCAGAACUCGGGAGUAGUUGCCUUGAUUGUUACGUUUGUUGUGUGACUUUGGUGGACCCUUUAAAACAAAAAAAGUCAAACAAUCACACAAACUAGCUAACCAAUCGAGGCAGCGGUGCCCCACCUGUGUUCUCUGAGAUAAAAGGACAUUUUUUGUCAAAAGAAUCUGGUUGCUUUGAUUAGAGCAAAAAUGGAUAUAAGCUUCAGUCCUCUGUCAGAAAGAUAUAUAUCUUAUAUCUUAAUCUAUCUUAAUAUAGAUUGCAUUUAAAUUGCUGCACCUGUCCAAAGCAGUACAUUACUUGGCUUCUGCCCGGUUCUCCUGCCUGCUUCUCCAAACAAAUCUAAAGUAGAUAAUACACUGACUUUGGAUAAGUAUCUCAUACAAAUCCACUUCAAAACACCUGAACUAUCCCUUUUAAAUUGUAUGUAAGUGUGUGUGUGUGUUUGUAACAUUGAUUUUAAUGGGCAUGGAGUAGCAUCACUGAACUUUAGGCACUAUUUAGAACCACUACAGCCCUCUAUGUUCAGUUGAGUUCAUAAACACUGAUUUUUGUGAUACUCAACUUUUAUUCCUGCUUUUGAAUUAUUAUAGUUUCUUCGAGACAACGCUAGAAAUGCUGCAGUUUUUAUGGUACCACAAAGUUUUUUCGUUUAGUUUAUUGGGAGUGGCAGCGUGUGUAAGUAAUGAUGUAAUGAUGUACCUUUGUAAAGUAUGUAACAAACUGUACAAUCGUGCUAAAAGAGAAGAACUGGGGACUGGAGAGUGAGUAGAUAUUAGGGAAUGAAAGACUGAUGACAACAUUCAUGCCAUUUUUACACCAUAACAAGAACCAGGCUUUCCCCUGCACAGUAUGUAAAUACAUGUUUUAUGAGCUUUUGUCUUUUAUGUUCUCUUUCUUAUUCUUUGUGCUGACGAGUUAAAGAUGUCCUCUACGAGAGGAAGAGUUGUGGAUUUUUUUUUUUUAUGUAGCGUCACAAGUUAAAUGAGAGUUUGUUGAUUUGUAACAUGGUGGCAGUUGCUAUUUUUGUACAUAAUUGUCAUGUUUUAAAGGACAAAUGAAUCUCUUAAUUCUUCUGUCAUUAUUUCCCUUUCGGCUAUAUCUGAUAAACCUUUUGAACCUCCUCCACGUGUUGAACAAACAAUCAUCUCCACAGGGUGAAAAGCACAAAGCACCGAGCUCCAGGUGUUGACUGGAGGAAGUUAAACUCUUAUGAGUGCUUAUAGAUGCUGCUAUGGUUUAUGAGCUCUUAAUAAUGUCAACAGGUAUUAUGCUCAUGUUUGUUUGCUGACUCGCCUGCUCCUGGAGUUUAAAAUGAGAGUGUAAUACACAGAGGUGGCGGCUCAAAUUGUGAGCUUCUACACACGCUUUUUUAUAUCCAUCUUCAGUAUCAGAACAACCAAAUAGGGUACAGUACAUUUAAUAUUUCAUAUUGCAUUCCUCCAUACAGGCAAGUGCAGCUAACAUUAUUGUAAGUGUGCCUCCUCACUGACGUAACGCUUUACAUUUUAUUUCAAGCUCCUUCCUGUUUUAAGCUGCUUGAAUUGUCCAUGUUUUAAGGAGGAAAUUCAUCAUUCGUCAUCAUGUCCAUUGUACAGCAAAAACUGUUGUAUAAGUCUGCGACACUAUUUUCAUAUAAAAUGUACUAAAAUAAAAAUUCCACAUAUCU